AUGUCAAACUUAAAAAUUUUAGUUGGCUGCAAAAAAGUUAUAGAUUAUGCCAUGAAAAUUCGUGUAAAUUCUUCAAAAAACAAUUCUUUUGGUUUAAUAUGGGCUCGAAGACAAUCAAAUCAAUCACAUCAAACACCAACACCAGCAACUGUACAAGUACCACUUUCAAUCAAAAGGCCUAAAAGACCUAAAAAAUCAAGUUCUGAAUCAUUGGACCCUAAAACAAAAAAAAUUCUUAAAGGUUUAUCACUUGUUGGUGCAGGUACAGGGAUAUUUUUUAUAGCAUACUCAGGUCGGCCUUUUGAAACAGAUAGAGAGAAUCAAUAUAAAGAUUUAGGUUCUUUCACAGCAUGGUAUAAACGAGUAGAAGCACGCAAUAGAGAUCUUUUCCAUUUUUUCACAGAACCUCCAUCAGAUAAAUUAUUGCCAGAUAAAGAUGUAACAAAUAGUCCACCACUUACUCUAGUAAUAAAUUUAGAUCAAACACUUAUCUAUUCCAGUUGGGAUAGGGAACAUGGUUGGCGUACUGCAAAACGUCCUGGCUUAGACUUUUUUUUAUUUGUCAUAUCUAAUUUAUAUGAAGUGGUUUUUUUCACUUCUCAACCUUCUCAUGAUGUUUCCAAGUUAAAUCGAGAUAUUUCCAAGGUUAUAAUAAUGGAUUCUAAUCCUGACUCUUAUUCAUUACAACCUGAGAAUGCAAUUACUGUACCUCCUUGGAAGGGCGACCCUAAUGAUACAUUUUUGAUUGACAUCAUACCAUUUCUUGAAUGUUUAGCCAAUAUAGCUUCAUAUUUAGGUGGUUCACAUAUGCAAGAAUCAAUGGUACCACCAUAUGAACAAAAAUUUCAUGAAAGGCAAAGUUUAAAUAAGCAUCUUCAUGAACAAUUUAAAUCAUUGAAAGAACAAGCACCAGAAGCUCAAAAAAGAUGGAAACAGGAUUUAGAAAAUUAUGAAAAACAAUUUAAUGAAAGUAUGAAAGAACAAAAAAUGACAAUUUGGCAACUUGCAACUAAA
Molecule: messenger RNA, 1014 nt
Organism: Entrophospora sp. SA101
Lineage: Eukaryota; Fungi; Glomeromycota; Glomeromycetes; Entrophosporales; Entrophosporaceae
Source: the annotation of a GenBank genome assembly